UUAGAAGUCAUGUGUACGACCGAAUGCGUCGUCCUGACCGCAUAUCUCGAUGCCGCAGUCCCUAUUUUCUACGGCACGUUCUUAUUGGUGAUGGUGCACCUCCCGAGCGCCAAAUAUCACGCGGAACUCUCUGGAGGGACCACGGACAACGUCAGGGACACGAUAGACUCCCUGUUCAUUUUCGCGGCCGUUGAGUUGGUGGCGUUUGGGCUGCUGACACUCCUGGUCUAUAGGAAGCUGGGAUUCAACGUGCUGUAUCAGUUGGCGUUUGUGCUUGAGUCCCAAGCGGAGUUGAUCCAGAGCAAACUGCUCGCGUGGGUUUUCUUGACGAUGACCUUCCGAGUGGCUCAGUUUGGUGCGUUGCGUGUUGUU
Molecule: messenger RNA, 372 nt
Organism: Phytophthora sojae
Lineage: Eukaryota; Oomycota; Peronosporomycetes; Peronosporales; Peronosporaceae
Exons: 1
Source: RefSeq, a predicted model, not a curated record